GAGCCAUCGCGUAUCUCGAGUCAACGUGCGAGCCGAGUAGGUACGAAAACAACAACUGUUCCGUGCUGCAAUCCAGUGAUUUUUACCUCCAGGUUUCGUUUUUUAAGUGGAAGGAAACUUUAGAUAUCUGCAAAAAUGGCUGAUCGAACAUCAGAGCCUUUUUCUGAUCCCACUAGUCCAGCUGCUGCAGACCGCUCUGGCCUGUUAUCGUCUAGUCCUGGUCGAAGCGACCUGCCUCCAUUUGAAGACGAGUCUGAGCUCCAGCCCGGAGGAGUGCCAGAUGUGGAAGAGGAAGAAGAUGGAGAAGAACUUUUUGGAAAUAAUUUUGAAAGAGAUUAUCGUGUCAUCCCAGAACUGGAUCGCUUUGACCCAGACAAUGAUGAAGAAGACUAUGACAACAUGGCGCCAGAUGAGAGGGCUGCGGCAGAGAGAGCCAUGCGCAAGAGGGAUCGUGAUGAGGCUCUGGCACAAGGGCGUAUGAGGCCUGGCCUCCUCUAUGAGGAGAGUGAUGAAGAAGAUGAGAGACCAACCAGAAGGAGGAGAAUGGCAGAGAGGGCAGCAGAAGGAAUUGAGGAUGACGAAGAGAUGAUUGAGAGCAUAGAGAACCUCGAAGACAUGAAGGGUCACUCCGUCAGGGAAUGGGUGUUGGCUGCUCCUCGUCUGGAGAUCUACAAUCGUUUCAAGAACUUCCUCUGUACCUUCGUUGAUGACAAGGGCCAUAACGUCUACCGUGAGAAGAUCAGACAGAUGUGUGAAGGCAACAAAGAGAGUCUGGUUGUUGAUUACAACAUCCUGGCCUCUCAGGAGCAGGUCCUGGCCUACUUUCUGCCCGAGGCACCGACUGAAAUGCUCAAGAUCUUUGACGAAGCUGCCAAGGAAGUCGUCCUGGCCAUGUUCCCCAAGUACGAGCAAAUCGCCAAGGAGAUCCAUGUCCGCAUUGCAGAGCUUCCACUGGUUGAAGAGCUCAGAUCUCUCAGGCAGCUUCAUCUGAACCAACUGAUCCGAACGAGUGGAGUUGUGACGAGCUCAACAGGCAUCAUGCCCCAGCUCAGUAUGAUCAAAUAUGACUGUCCCAAAUGUGGUUUUGUUCUUGGACCUUUCUACCAGAGCCAGAACCAGGAGGUCCGACAGGGAUCUUGUCCAGAGUGUCAGUCAACAGGACCUUUUGAAAUCAACAUGGAACAGACCCUAUACCAGAACUACCAGCGUAUCACCAUCCAGGAGAGUCCGGGCAAGGUUGCAGCUGGAAGACUCCCCAGAUCCAAAGAUGCCAUCUUGUUAGCUGAUCUGGUAGAUAGCUGCAAGCCAGGAGAUGAAAUUGAGCUAACUGGAGUGUACAACAACAACUAUGACGGCUCUCUGAACACAUCAAAUGGGUUUCCUGUUUUUGCUACCCUCAUCCAAGCAAACUACAUCACAAAGAAAGAUGACAAGAUGGCGGCCGGUGCUCUUACAGAUGACGACGUGAAGGCUUUAGUGGCACUCUCCAGGGAUGAACGUAUCGGAGAGAGGAUCUUUGCCAGUAUUGCACCCUCAAUCUACGGCCAUGAUGACAUCAAGAGAGCGAUAGCAUGCCUGUUCGGUGGGGAACCAAAGAAUCCAGGUCAAAAGCACAAAGUUCGAGGUGACAUCAACAUCCUGGCCUGUGGUGAUCCAGGUACAGCCAAAUCCCAGUUUCUCAAGUACGUAGAGAAGACGGCACCGAGGGCAGUGUUCACCACGGGUCAAGGUGCUUCAGCCGUUGGUCUGACGGCCUAUGUCCAGCGUAAUCCCGUCUCAAGAGAGUGGACGCUGGAGGCUGGAGCUCUUGUUCUGGCUGAUAAGGGAGUGUGUAUCAUCGAUGAGUUUGAUAAGAUGAAUGAUUCGGAUCGUACCAGUAUUCACGAAGCUAUGGAGCAGCAGAGUAUCUCCAUCUCCAAGGCAGGCAUCGUCACCUCACUCCAGGCUCGAUGCAGCAUCAUGGCGGCUGCUAACCCCAUCGGUGGAAGAUACAACCCCUCGCUCACCUUCUCAGAAAAUGUUGACCUGACAGAACCCAUCUUAUCUCGUUUUGACAUCCUGUGUGUUGUUCGAGACACCGUCGACCCCGUUCAAGAUGAACUGCUAGCUAGAUUCGUUACCGACAGUCACAUCAGGCAUCAUCCUUCAAAUGCUGACACCAAUCUAGACAAGCUACCUGUAAGAUUACCUACUACCAGUGGUCUGGAGAAGAUUCCCCAGGAGUUGCUGAAAAAGUACUUGAUCUACGCCAAGGACAAGGUUCAUCCUAAGCUUCAUCACAUGGACCAGGACAAGGUCGCCAAGAUGUACUCUGACCUCCGCAGGGAAUCCAUGGCAACUGGCAGCAUCCCCAUCACAGUUCGUCACAUCGAGUCGGUGAUUCGUAUGGCAGAGGCCAACGCCAAGAUGCACCUGAGAGAGUACGUCAAUGAAGACGAUGUGAACAUGGCCAUCCGGGUCAUGCUGGAGAGCUUCAUAGAUACACAGAAAUACAGUAUCAUGAGAAGCAUGCGCAAGAACUUCUCCCGCUACCUGACGUUCCGACGAGACAACAACGAGCUCUUGCUGUUUGUGCUCAAACAGCUGGUGCAAGAACAGAUGUCAUUCCACAAAACACGUUAUGGCACAGACCAAGACAUAGUAGAGAUCUCGGAAAAGGAUCUUGCUGACAAGGCUCGUCAAAUUAACAUCCUCAACCUGUCUGCCUUCUACGAGAGCGAGAUCUUCAAGCUUCACAAAUUCACGCACGACACCAGGAGGAAAGUCGUAGUCCAGUCUUUCUGAGCAAUGACAGGCUUCCAGUCUGAAUUCCGUCAUCAUCAUAUGACAAUGAAAUCGGAAUAUGAAGAACUUUGAAAAACUGAAAUCCAAAGGAACGAGACGACUUGAAUAUUUCUAGAGCUGUAGCAAGGUGAUUGUUUGUGGUGCCUUAGACACAGGUUGGGUAAAACUUGGGAGCUACUUUCUUGCUCUUUUUGUGAAAGAUGACCCUGUCUUCCCAGAAUUCCUUGUAUGUCAUGGAGUAUUUGAAAUAAGUAUUUGCUACCCAUAACCAUCUGAUUCAAAGAACUUGAAACCAGUCCUCUAAAACACCAUAUUUCACUGGAGUUUAAAGGUCCGUUCAGAAUUUUAUUCAAUCUGUGAAUGCAUAAGAGACACAAAAGGAUAAUAAAUACAUGUACAAUCUUUGCACAUAUAAAUGAAGACUGAUGUAUCCAAUCCAAACAUCAACUAAGCUAAUGAAAGCUAAAUGCCUACAUCAAAUUAACUGUAUCAACUUCAAGCUCGACAUAUACUAUCAUUGAAUCAACAGAUAAACAAAUCUAGAAAUUUCUGACAGUGCAGUUUCUAUGCUCUGUUCUGAAACUAAAAUCAAAUCAAAUCACUACUUUAACUCCUUGAAAUGUGUAGUGUAACCUCAUUAUAACAAACUCACUAAGACUAAGGAAACUUCCCCGCUGAAUACGAAGACUAAUCUAAACAUCACCGAAACAACGUCUCGUUAAUCAAAUGUAAGAUUAAACCCCUAGUCCUUUGUUUACAUCAUAACUCACAAACUUCCAUUUAUAGAGCAAACAUUCCAGUUUAUAAGCUUACUCUGUUUUGUUCAUUCAUGUAUUUACUAACUCAACUUUCUCACUUAAACUAUCACUCUAAAUGGCCAACAAUAAGCCCCAGGUUAAAUAACGUAUUAAACCACCUGAAUACAUUGUAUUAAACAUAUCUACAUAGAUGAAGCGAUAUUUAACAUCGCAUCUGUAUGUUAUGCAUUGUCAUUUCUAAAAGCAAUAAGACUUCCAAUGUAACUCAUACAACGUAGACUACAAAGUCCUCAAGCAGGUUCAUCCAGAUACCGGCAUCUCCAGUCGGGUUUUUAGUUUCCUAACUAAAACAACAUAGUAAGACUUUCGUCUCCUAAACAUCCUUUCCUAACGAAAGAAACAUGGCGUCUGUGAACACGUCGCUCUGAACUAGAAUUAGCAUAAAUUCCAUACACGCUAUGGUAGACGUAAAUUAAGCUACGGUGUCUUUUGAAUUAAAAGGAAAAUAAUUCAGCUAACUCUUGGUUUGUCAACAAACCAUGUUGCAUACCAGCUUUGCUUUGGAGAGUCAACUUAAAACCAUGAAUAGUUCAUGACAUUGUUUUCUCUUUUACCGUAACCAUGUUCUUGAAUUUCCAAUUAUGACUGUAACAUUUUGCUUUUGUAUCACAACAUAAACAUAAAGUUUAAUCCAAUCAGUGACUGUCUUUACUAGGGACCAACUGUUGAUUAUUGCCGGCAAAUGGUUAUUCUGCACUCUCAAUUUGACACGUAAACAAAAUUCUAUAAAGUCUUGAGCCGAGCUUAAGUAUCUAGCUCAGGUGUGCAUUAUGACAGGGAAGGUGGAGGGGGGGGGGGGGGGGGUGGUAGCAGUCCAAAUUUCUUUAUUCAGGAGACCCAUAUUUAAUCAACAUUCUCCGUUAUGUAACAACUAACCUCCUUCCAAAGUUGUCAUUGGAAUUAUAAUUUAUGAAAAAGAGGUCCAAAAUUAUUUACUUAAAUAGAAUAGACUGAGCUUGAUGGUGGGAAUAUAUACUUUUAAUGGUUUGGGGAACCUGGAGCAAUAUGUGUUUGCUUCAUUGUAAGUAUGUACAAACAUUGUAAUUUUCUCAUGUAAGUCCAUAUGUUGGUAUCAACAAACAUAUUUAUCUGUAUUAAAGUUUGUCAGGAGUAUAGUGUUUGUGUUGUACAUUUGUUAGCUGAAAGCAGUAGAUUGUGUGAUUCUGCUUUGCAUUAUUGUGAUUUACAUUUGCAAAUAAAAUUUGUAUAAAUAUGUAUACCCCCCGUA
Molecule: messenger RNA, 4830 nt
Organism: Strongylocentrotus purpuratus (purple sea urchin)
Lineage: Eukaryota; Metazoa; Echinodermata; Echinoidea; Camarodonta; Strongylocentrotidae
Gene: mcm2
Product: DNA replication licensing factor mcm2
Biological process (GO): mitotic DNA replication initiation; double-strand break repair via break-induced replication
Cellular component (GO): MCM complex; nucleus
Molecular function (GO): single-stranded DNA helicase activity; ATP binding; 3'-5' DNA helicase activity
Source: RefSeq, a predicted model, not a curated record